AUUUUUGCAAAUAUGUGGACCACAAGAAAUCUUAUAAAAUUAAGUAAAGGAGGAAGCUUUAGAAGUAUUAGGAAGCCAGAAAAAUAUUCUAUUUUUUGGAAUUCAUGUUCAUUUUCACAAGGUUUAUAUCAGAACUCCUGAAGAAAUUUUUCAAGUUAUGAAGAAAGAAAAAGAGAAUCUUUGAAACAAAGAAAAGCCAAGAAAGAUCAUAAGAUUCUCCUUGUCUACGCUGGAGCAGUUGGGUUACUAAUAGCAUCAGGAAAUAUCCAUUUCAUUGCUAUUCCUGCUUUGCUAGGAGGGUUACAUUAUGUUAAGCUUCAAGGAAGUUUUGGAAAAUCUCUUUCAUCAAUUAAAAAUAGGAAAAAUAAUAAAUUUCAAACAAUUUUCCCUGAUCUGAUACAGCUAAUUUCUAAGCAUGAAGAAGCUAAGGAAUAUUUUAUUGAAAAAGACUCUAUUCUUGUAGAAAAUCCACAUUUUGAAGAAUUUAAAUCAAAGGAGAAAAUUUUAGCUAACAAAUAUUUAUUUGAAUGUAGAAUAAUUGACUCUGCUACAUCAGCUGUUGCUACUGUCCAAGGGUUGAUUCACUUUGACAUUAAUGCAAAGUCUCCUUCUUUUGAGUCACUAACGAUCCAUAUGCAUGCUCCUGUUACCAAAAAGCUGAAGAUUAUAGAUCUCCUGAUGGAGUCCAAAGAUGAAGAACAGUAG
Moneuplotes crassus is the source of this 705-nucleotide messenger RNA. The record is from the annotation of a GenBank genome assembly. Lineage: Eukaryota; Ciliophora; Spirotrichea; Euplotida; Euplotidae.